Molecule: messenger RNA, 4825 nt
Organism: Sinocyclocheilus grahami
Lineage: Eukaryota; Metazoa; Chordata; Actinopteri; Cypriniformes; Cyprinidae
Product: tau-tubulin kinase 1-like
Exons: 15
Coding region: 251-4825 (1524 amino acids)
Biological process (GO): protein phosphorylation
Molecular function (GO): protein kinase activity; ATP binding
Source: RefSeq, a predicted model, not a curated record
AAUAAGUAAGGAAUAUUUAAGAUUUUCAUGAUUAUCAUGAUUUCAUGGUAAUUAAUGGUAACUAAUCAAAUACAUGCAAAAGAAGAACAUACCAAAUAUCAAUUCAUACCAUACCAAUUCUUAAAGAAAAUAAUUAUAUUUUGACCCCACUGUGCACUAUUAUUUUUUUAUUAUAGCAUGCAAGGUUAGCAGUUGUGUGCACACUAUGUUGCAGGUAAAUGGCAGGGUUUGGUAAAGUGCUGGCCAGCCGAUGCAGUGCGUAGGGCCUGGAGUCCACGGCGACGAAAACAUGAACGGGGCGGGGGAGCAGGUCGACAUCCUGUCCUCCAACUGCUUGGUAAAAGAGCGCUGGAAAGUGCUGAAGAAGAUUGGGGGUGGAGGGUUCGGGGAGAUCUAUGAGGCCUAUGAUCUGUUGACACGAGAGAAUAUGGCUCUUAAGGUGGAAUCUGCCCAACAGCCAAAACAAGUGCUAAAGAUGGAGGUUGCUGUGCUAAAGAAACUACAAGGAAAGAAUCAUGUUUGCAAAUUUAUUGGAUGUGGAAGAAAUGACAAGUUCAAUUACGUUGUCAUGCAGCUGCAGGGAAGGAAUCUCGCUGAUCUCAGGAGGAGUCAGCCUAGAGGGACGUUCAGUAUGAGCACGACUCUACGGUUGGGGAAACAGAUUCUGGAGUCCAUUGAAGCUAUUCACUCUGUGGGCUUCCUGCACCGAGACAUUAAACCUUCUAAUUUUGCCAUGGGCCAAUUGCCGUCUACCUGUAGGAAAUGUUACAUGCUGGACUUUGGUUUGGCACGACAGUACACUAAUACAAAUGGGGAAGUGCGGCCUCCCAGGUCGGUGGCUGGGUUCAGAGGGACAGUACGCUAUGCUUCCAUUAAUGCUCAUAAAAACAAGGAAAUGGGUCGUCAUGAUGAUUUGUGGUCAUUGUUUUAUAUGCUGGUGGAGUUUACUGUUGGACAAUUACCAUGGCGUAAGAUAAAAGAUAAGGAGCAGGUGGGACAGAUUAAAGAGCGCUACGAGCACAGGAUGCUGUUGAAACAUAUGCCUGCUGAGUUUCAUAUCUUCUAUGACCAUGUGCUGGAUUUAGAUUACUUCACCAAACCUGAUUAUCAGUUGCUAAUGUCAGUAUUUGAGAACACCAUGAAAGAGAGGGUGAUAACAGAAAACGAGCCUUAUGACUGGGAAAAAUCUGGAACAGAUACGGCCCUCCCCACCAGCGCACACACGCUACCACAACAAAACACACGGCAAACUGCUGCCAUUGUGGGGAUGGUGAAUGUGACACCGCUACCUGGUGAAUUACCGAGGGAAAACACUGAUGAUGUUCUGCAAGAUGAACACCUGAGUGACCAAGAGAACGCUCCACCUGCUUUGAUACCCAGCAGGCCUAGCGAACCUGCUCCAGUCCCACCUCCUGGUGAAGGGUGGGAUGAAACUGACUUCAACCGUAACAAACUCAGGAUCAGCAUCAGUAAGACGCAAGUAGCAGCAGAGGAUGGGGAGGAGCCUGCAGGAGGAGGGAGGUCUGUUUCCCCGGCGAGGGGGGGGGAAGCAGACGCUCAGGCCCGCCCUCCAAGGUACCGGAGAGUCAACAGCCCAGAAUCUGACCGCCUGUCUGCUGCAGAGGAUAGAGGAGAUGCCGCAGAUAAACGCUCUCGUUUGGACAUGCUGGGUUCUCCAUCCAGGCACAUCUACUCUUCCCAGCCUGCUCAAAUGCUCUCUUUAGAAGCUGGGCAGGGAGAACGACUGGCCGGUGGCCAUCAUGAUGUCUCUGCAGACGGCGACCAGGAAGCCCACAGCAAUGCCUUCAUCCGCUCAGUCCCGCUGGCAGAGGAGGAGGACUUUGACAGCAGGGAGUGGGUGAUGAUUGAUAAAGAAACAGAGUUGAAAGACUUCCAUCCUGGGGCAGAGCCCACAACCUCAGGCACCACGGAUGAGGAACCAGAGGAAUUACGCCCCCUUGAGGACCACGAGGAGAGGAGAAGGAGAGGACAUAUGCACGGGAUGGGUGGAGCUGAGGCUGUGGUACGACCCAAAACACAACGUGGGAUGAUGAUUGUAGCAGAGGAGGAGGGGGCAGGACCGAGCCCUGCCCAUUCACCUUGUCACUCGUUGCCUCAUACCUGCCCAAGAAGGAGGGAGUCAGAGCCGUUCGGACCUGAUGGACCGGAGGCUGCAGUGGCUGAACCUUCGCUUUCAACCUCUGAGACGCGUCUGAAGCAAGUCGACUUUGUGUCUGGUGUGUUGAUGUUUGACGAUCUGAGAGAGGAGGGUGUGAAGACUGGAGGCUCAGGCAGUGAUGGAAGCCCUCGCAGUAGUGAGGGAAGUCCAGAGGGUGCUGCAUCCACCCUGCUCGCCCCAGCCCACCGGGACCACGACCAGGAAGAGGGCUCACGCACACUGGUGCUUGUGUCUGCUGGUAAUGGGCAGGUUUCGCCUGGUGACGGGCAGGGAACUCUCGCCGCAUUGACACCGCAGGGCGAGCGACCCGUGCCGGAUGAAUCCGAACCUGGUACUCUUUCCUCUAUCUUUAGGUCAGAGCCCAGGCCUAUUGUCAUGACAUCUGCAGCUGUGAUCACCAGUGGCUCUUCCUCGCCGCCGUUCACCAAGGUGGAACGCACUUUCAUCCACAUCGCUGAGACGACGCAUCUCAAUGUCAUGACAGCCAGACACCGUUGUCCUGGACUGGAUGAGAUGAUUUCUACUAAGCGUGAGGAGACGGGUGGAAAGAAAGAGAGAGAAAGGGUCAGUGAACGAGAGCAAAAGGAAAGUGGGGGGAUUACAUUAGAAAGAGGCGAGGAUGAGGGGAAAAAGGAUGAGAGUGAAGCUGAAGAAAAAGUAAAGAAGAGUAACAGAGAGGAAGCAGAGGCUUUGUUUUUAGCCGAGUCACAUGACCAGCUAGAGACUACAGUUAUUGAGGAAGAAGUCUCCAAAGAAGCCAAACUGGAAGUCAGACCAGAGGGUGUCCCACCAGAAGUAGACAAGCAAAAGGAACAGGAACAGGAAGAGUGUCCAUCACUAAAACCUGAACAAAACAGAGAUGCAGAGGUGGAGGAUGAGAAGGAUAUGUCUCCACCGGAGGCGGAGUCACCUGAUAGAAAGCCACUCCCACAGAGGCGGAGCCGUAUCCCUGUGCUGAUGUCAGAAGAGGAAACAGGCUCAGACAAGUCAUCGCAGACGAGUCAAGAGCAGUUUCAGAGAACUCGCAAAAGCCGACAACAACAGCUGGCUCGUCUUGUCCUGGAGCGCAAACAAACCCACCUGAUUCGCUCUCGCUCCGCCUCCUCGCACUCCCCGACACUCUCAACCACUGCAUCUGAAGAUGAAACCCACCAAUCAGAUGACUCAGCGAGAGGAGAGAGAGGAGCAGAUGGGAACAUUAAGAGCAGGAUCCCUCGUCCAGUCACACCUAUCAGGGGGUCAUCCGACCAACUGGGCGGCACGACCCUUCCACAAACCCAGAGAUCUGUGUCUUUCAUUCAAUAUAGGUGGGAGGCUGCAGUGGCUGAACCUUCGCUUUCAACCUCUGAGACGCGUCUGAAGCAAGUCGACUUUGUGUCUGGUGUGUUGAUGUUUGACGAUCUGAGAGAGGAGGGUGUGAAGACUGGAGGCUCAGGCAGUGAUGGAAGCCCUCGCAGUAGUGAGGGAAGUCCAGAGGGUGCUGCAUCCACCCUGCUCGCCCCAGCCCACCGGGACCACGACCAGGAAGAGGGCUCACGCACACUGGUGCUUGUGUCUGCUGGUAAUGGGCAGGUUUCGCCUGGUGACGGGCAGGGAACUCUCGCCGCAUUGACACCGCAGGGCGAGCGACCCGUGCCGGAUGAAUCCGAACCUGGUACUCUUUCCUCUAUCUUUAGGUCAGAGCCCAGGCCUAUUGUCAUGACAUCUGCAGCUGUGAUCACCAGUGGCUCUUCCUCGCCGCCGUUCACCAAGGUGGAACGCACUUUCAUCCACAUCUCUGAGACGACGCAUCUCAAUGUCAUGACAGCCAGACACCGUUGUCCUGGACUGGAUGAGAUGAUUUCUACUAAGCGUGAGGAGACGGGUGGAAAGAAAGAGAGAGAAAGGGUCAGUGAACGAGAGCAAAAGGAAAGUGGGGGGAUUACAUUAGAAAGAGGCGAGGAUGAGGGGAAAAAGGAUGAGAGUGAAGCUGAAGAAAAAGUAAAGAAGAGUAACAGAGAGGAAGCAGAGGCUUUGUUUUUAGCCGAGUCACAUGACCAGCUAGAGACUACAGUUAUUGAGGAAGAAGUCUCCAAAGAAGCCAAACUGGAAGUCAGACCAGAGGGUGUCCCACCAGAAGUAGACAAGCAAAAGGAACAGGAACAGGAAGAGUGUCCAUCACUAAAACCUGAACAAAACAGAGAUGCAGAGGUGGAGGAUGAGAAGGAUAUGUCUCCACCGGAGGCGGAGUCACCUGAUAGAAAGCCACUCCCACAGAGGCGGAGCCGUAUCCCUGUGCUGAUGUCAGAAGAGGAAACAGGCUCAGACAAGUCAUCGCAGACGAGUCAAGAGCAGUUUCAGAGAACUCGCAAAAGCCGACAACAACAGCUGGCUCGUCUUGUCCUGGAGCGCAAACAAACCCACCUGAUUCGCUCUCGCUCCGCCUCCUCGCACUCCCCGACACUCUCAACCACUGCAUCUGAAGAUGAAACCCACCAAUCAGAUGACUCAGCGAGAGGAGAGAGAGGAGCAGAUGGGAAAAUUAGGAGCAGGAUCCCUCGUCCAGUCACACCUAUCAGGGGGUCAUCCGACCAACUGGGCGGCACGACCCUUCCACAAACCCAGAGAUCUGUGUCUUUCAUUCAAUAUAGUUCAAAGAACACUUGA